Molecule: messenger RNA, 4116 nt
Organism: Lathyrus oleraceus (garden pea)
Lineage: Eukaryota; Viridiplantae; Streptophyta; Magnoliopsida; Fabales; Fabaceae
Product: endoglucanase 5
Exons: 9
Coding region: 1885-2418 (177 amino acids)
Biological process (GO): carbohydrate metabolic process
Molecular function (GO): hydrolase activity, hydrolyzing O-glycosyl compounds
Source: RefSeq, a predicted model, not a curated record
CACUCACUCCUUUUAUUCUUUUCACAAAUUCAGAGUUGAAAACAAAAAUCAAAGUUUUGAGCCUAACGACAUCACUAGUCAUUUUUCUUCAAGAACCGUUCCUUUUCCUUAUUGUCUCUCAAAUACCCAUUUCCCAAAUCCCUUCCUUUUUGAGAUUCAACCGUCAUCUCAUCUUCGUCUAUCAAAUAAUUACCACAAGCUUUUCAUUUUUCCUUUUUUUUUUCACUAUGAAAGUUUUUUCUUUGAGAGAAUUAGAUAGAUGGUUGCUCGGUAUAGCUUCGUGAUAAGCAAGGUUUAAAACGACAAUGAUUUUUGUGAUUUUGAAGCAUCGGGAUUCGAAGAGCAAAAAAGUUACAAAAAUGCCAUGGCAGCAAGUAAAAAAUGGAAACUAGCAUCUUUCCACCAAGUGGAUAUUGAUACUGAUGAAAUAAGUCAUUUGGAUGUAGAUACUUUAAUCGGCCAUGGUGGUAACAUAAAGGUUUAUCGAGAUGGUAGUGGCUGUGAAGCAACUAGAGAAAGGUGAUGGUAUGAGGGUUUUAGCUGCAGAAAUGGAGAUUUUAGGUGGUGGUCUAUGCUUGUUUUUUUAAAGGAGGAACCAACCUUUUAGUUUUUGAGUAUAUGCGAAAUGGUAAUCCUUUUGAAGCUCUUCAUAGAAAUAGAAAGUAUGAGAAGGUUGCAUGGGAUUGGAAUCACAGGUAUAAAAGUGCAUUGGGAGGUGCAAAAGGGAUUUGUUAUUUGCACCAUGAUUGUUCUCCACCUGUUUGUUAUUCGUAGGGAUCUAAAAUCUAGCAACAUCUUGCUUGAUGAAGAUUAUGAGAAAAUUGCUGAAUUUGGUGUUGUAAGGUUUGCUUAAAAAUAGCUUUUUUGCUGGCACCCAUGAUUAUAUUGCUCCAGAAGCGUAAGGAUUCCAAGAGAAAAAAGUUUAAAAAAUGGAAACUAACAUCUUUUCACCAACUCAAUAUUGGUGUUGAGGAAAUAAGUCAUUUGGAUGAAGAUAAUUUAUUCCGCCAUGGUGGUAACAGAAAGAUUUAUCAAGUCGCGUUGAAGAAAAACGACAUGAUAGUGGCUGUGAAGCAACUAGACCAAGGUGAUGGUUAUAUUGCUCCAGUUCUAGUGAACCCUAUCAAAGUAGGAACGGGUUGGUUAUGUUGGUGACACAGAGCAUGCACUGCUGCUAAAUAAAAACAUUUGGAGAGAAAAUCUUUCACAUGUUAAAUGCAAUAUCAAAGUAGGAAUGAGUUGGUUAUGUUGGUGGGAGCCAAAACUCUGCGGUUGCAACCAGUUAUAUGACAGUUGAUAUCAGAGAAGCAUUAGGCAUGUUAGCAGCAUCGAAGUGGGUGCGAGAGCUGAUCUUUAAGCAAGUUGUUUUGUGGACACUUUCAGCUCAGCUGUUCCUGGUAGCGAGUUGUUUUGUGGACACUUUUAGCUCAGCUGUGCCUGGAUUAUAACGUGUUUUCAAUACAAUCAAAUUAAAACACUAGUUUUUUUGAAGGGAGGUUGAAUUGGAUGUUGAGUUUUUUUUAAGAGCACAAAGAAUUGAAGGGAGGUUGAAUUGGAUGUUGAGUUUUACAGUAGUAAAUUCUGAAGUAAUGUAAAAUGUCAACAGAAAACAAGAUUAUAAUUUGAACUAAAUUUGGUGGGGUGUGCCAGGCUAUUACUAUGGUGCAACGCAAAAGCGACACUUGAGAGACCCAAUAGCAAGCUAUUGAAGUGGACUCUCCCCUCAAGAAAUAAAUUUAAUAUCGUGUAGACCAUUGGCCCACAUAUCAGAUAUUAAACUGAUAAAAACAGAUACUACACUUGAUCUUAGCCAAAAGGCCGAGAAAGGUAGAGUUGGUGGGAGGGUACUAUGAUGCAGGUGAUCAUGUUAAGUUUGGGUUGCCAAUGACUUACAGCGUGACAAUGCUUGCAUGGGGAGCUAUUGAGUUUAGCAAGGAAAUGACAGACUUAAACCAAAUCGGACAUACACUGCGGGCCAUUAAAUGGGGAACUGAUUAUUUCGUCAAAGCGCAUACUCAGCCUAAUGUUCUUUGGGGACAGGUGGGUGAUGGAGUUUCUGAUCACUACGGCUGGGAACGUGCUGAAGACAUGACGACUUCGAGAACUGCUUACAAAAUUGAUGAACAGCAUCCUGGUUCUGAUCUUGCAGGUGAAACUGCAGCUGCAUUGGCGGCUGCAGCCAUAGCUUUCAGGACAUACAACUCUUCUUACUCUAAUCUCUUGUUAGUCCAUGCAAAACAGCUCUUCACGUUCGCAGAUAGAUACAGAGGGCUAUAUGAUGAGUUCAUAUCCUGUGCUCACCAAUUCUAUGCUUCUUAUGGCUAUUCAGUGAAAGAAUUCUCCUGGGACAACAAAUAUGCCGGUGUCCAGACCCUCCUAUCAAAGAAGGUAAAGCUGGUCCAUAUGCAUCUAUACUAAAGCAAUAUCAGGCCAAAGCAGAUUAUUUUUCCUGCGCCUGUUUGCAAAAGAAUGACGGUUAGAAUGUCCAGAAAACUCCAGGUGGCUUAUUGUACUUGCAUGAUUGGAACAACAUGCAGUAUGCUUCCUCUGCCGCGUUUCUUUGCCGAAUUGAGUUUCUCAUGUCUAUCCUUCGAACCGCUUAAAAAAUUAUGAAUGCUUUAUCUUAAAUUUCUAUGACUGAUAAUCCUUAAUUUCACUUACAGUUUGAUGUGCCUAUCAAGUUUGACACUAUCCUUCAAAAAAUACAUCUGGUGAGCCUAGUCCCUUGAACCAUCUCUUUUUGGCGGUGGGGUUCAUAAUUAAAUUGAGUUUUUCAUGUCUAUCCUUCGAACCGCUUAAAAAAUUAUUAAUGCUUUACCUUAAAUUUCUAUGAAUUAUAAUCCUUAAUUUCACUUCCAGUUUGAUGUGCAUCAUUCCUAUCAAGUUUGACACUAUCCUUCAAAAACUAAAAGCAAACAGUAUUAAACCUCUCAAAAUUUUCAGACUUAGUGGAAUUUUUAGUGGAUUUUUCAUAUGUUUAACAAAUGGUCAUAAAUUUGCAGCGAAACUAAACUUAAUUAUAUCUCAUCUAAUGAGAUUCUACAUAAUUAUAAAAUAAAUAGAGUGAGCCUAACUCAUUCAAAAGAGUUUCGAACAGUGUAAUAAAUAAAAGAGAUUCUACAACUUGACAAAGUACCUUAUGGAGCAUUAUAGGACCUCCACACCCCCUUUAUUCAGCCACUGUAAGUCAUUGCCUCCCUCACGAGAAGCUUUGAACUAAAUUUAGUGGGAUGUGCUAGGGUUUGAAGUAGUGCAAUCCAAAAGAUCUUAGUCAAAAUGCCGAGAAAGGUAUGAGUUGAAAUACAUCAUCAUUUGCCAAUAUAAUACAUGAAGGAUAUGCAAUGUAUUUCCCAACUUGUGUAUGAUUGUCGGGCCAUGAAGAACACAGUGAGAGGGUUUCGUAGGCCUUUGAUAGAACUAAGCAAAUCAUCAUUUGCUAAGGUGAUUGUCAAAAUAUAAAUUGUGAAUGUCCUUGCUAUUGUGAUUUUGCUGUGGCCCAUAAUAUUAUGGUAAAAUACAAGCUAAUAUAGUUUAUACAACCAUAAUGUUAUUGACUGCAAAAACUACAUUGUUUAUUAAUUUGAUGGCUUACAAUGUUUCAUGUUCUACUAUCGUGCUUGACAAAUAUUUUAAUGUGGAAAGAUGUUUCUUUAAGCGCUACCUGCCAAUUCUUCUCCUUUUUUUUUUUGUUUUUGUUGAAUUACUAGUUCAGUUCAAGUGAAAACCAUUUUUUUAUAUAACAAUGAGAGCUGCUUGGUAUGGUAGAACAAUCAAUAUUACUGCAACUUUAAUUAACCAGAGUGUGAAUUAAUAUUACUGCAGCUUUAAUUAACCAGAGUGUGAAUUAUUUAGCAGGUUUGUAUCCUUUAGUGUUGAGGGAAUGUUAGAGUAAGAAAUUGAUAGAGGUAUCACUUGCUCUUUUUAUUCUUGUAAAGAUGAGACGUAUAAUUUGCAUUGCUUUGUUUGAGACAAAAAAAAGAUUUAAUUUCGAAGCAUCCUGAAAAGUUCUCAAUUGUAUCUGCUGAUUUUGUAAGAACAAAAAUUGUUCUACAACAGAUUCCUUGAUUUUGAUGAUAACAAAGGAUGAAACCAAAAAUGGCACCCUAACGAAAAGUU